Molecule: messenger RNA, 2616 nt
Organism: Pimephales promelas (fathead minnow)
Lineage: Eukaryota; Metazoa; Chordata; Actinopteri; Cypriniformes; Leuciscidae
Source: RefSeq, a predicted model, not a curated record
AACAACCAGAAGACCACCGCUGGACUAAAGAAAGCUCUGGAUUUGGCUCCUCUGUACAUCGAUAGCAAUGGAUGUAAUACAUCUCUAAGAGAAGCCAUUAUACAAAACGGCAUCUCCAGGAAGAAGUUUUCCCCAAACUUUUGUUCACCCACUGGAUUUUCCAAAGACUGCAUGAUUAUUAGCAGUGUAUAUGUGAGUCAGGAAGAUGGCUGCAUUUCCCAAAGUCUGAAAGAGAAUGGGAACGAUGGCCCCUAUAGACAGAUGUCCAAAGCGGUCAAAAGCACUUAUGCCAAUGGAGAUUCAUAUCUUCACAACAUGACUCAAAGAACCAAUGGAAACAGUGAUGGAGUUACGAGUCCUCUAAAAGUAUCUGUAGAGGAAAGGCAAGCCAGAUCUGCACCAGGGAAUGUGUUCAAUGGGACGCCAAGUGGGCCAAAUACAACCAAUGGGACGCCAAGUAUGCCAUCUCCAAUGACUCCAGACUCCUUCCAUGAAAGCUUGUCUGACUCGUGCUCCAAUCGGAGCAGCACGGAUUCAUUACCAGGACCUCAAAACUCAAGCGGUCCACCAAACGGGCUUGAGGAAAGCGAGCCGAUCUACGCUGAGAGCACUAAGAGGAAAAGACGAACGCCAUGCGACGGGAAGGAGUCUGAAACGGAGCUCAAUGCAAGCGACACUCAAAGAGCAACCAUCACAGUCGUAGCCGCCCACACCGAAGAAAAUAACAGGACUUUUUACCUAAGCAGCCCGGAUUCUGCUGUAAGCACUCAGUGGACCCACUUCAGCCCAACGGUGCCCAAAGACUCAUCAAGCCCGGCGUUCACUUGGCCAGACGCAACCGAAGGAACCCCUAACGCCUCCCAACCCAAGCCUCAAUCCAGUCCCCCGGUUCCUCCUAAGAUUAACUCCCGUCCUCCCAGACUUGGCACCUCCAGUCUUUCCUUACCGCUACCCGAGAUAAGCUUUACAAUGGUUCUUCCUCCAAAAGAAAUGGCUCCCGUUCCUUCUCAAGUAGACUCCAUUGCUCCAGUUCGCUCGGCUCCGGUCCGUAAACACCGGAGUAUGGAAGACUGUAUUGAUGAGGCAGAAGGAGGGAGAGUCUGAGAGAUCAGGCUCCUGUACCCGUCCGGUUGAGUCCAUCAAUGGUCCCGCUGUUCGGGAGUUUGUGUCCAGAGAAUGGAAGAGCGAGAGCAGUGCGACACCAGGCACCGGCAACAAAAGCACCAGUCAGACUCCGGCUGGCGUCCCAGUGGAGAAUGCGAAAACCAGCGAGAGCACCAGAGCUCAUCCCAACCAGACCACCGAACCCAGCGCCAGUCGAGAUCCCAUUCCGCCGCCUCCACCUCCCAAAAAACACCACCGCUGUCGGUGCAGCAGAGCGUCCCGCCUCACUUCAGCCUUCAGCAGGACUGCGGUCACUUCCUAGCCUGCGUCCCGCGUAGCAUGCUACCUAGCGAUGAGCGAGCGGCGGGGCCCUCCGAGCAGGAGCGUGUGGUGGUGAUAACGCGCGAGGUUCCUCACCAAACCGUGGCGGAUUUCGUCCGGGAGUGGGAGUCGUUCCACCGUGCGCAGCCGGAGGUGUACGAGCGCCGCGUGUGUUUCUUGCUACUACAGCUGUGCACCGCACUGGAGCAUCUCAAAGCGCACGGCGUCACGCACCGCGACAUCUGCAUGGAGAACCUUCUGCUAGUUACACACCGCCGCGUCGACCCGCAACAGCAGAGCCUCCCACGCCUCCUCAUCAGUAACUUCCGCAAAUCAAAGCGUCGGAACGCAGACGAGGUCGCGAUUAGCGGGGAUCCGCGUUUUAAGCGAGAUCAUGCGCGACUAGCGCCGGAAAUCGUUUCUGCUGCACAGUAUCGGAAAUUCGACGAAUUUCAAACCGGGAUUUUAAUUUACGAGCUCUUGCAUCAGCGGAAUCCGUUCGAGGCGACGGCGGCGGCUAAGCAGUACAGCUGCGAGGAUUUGCCGCCAAUCCCAAGCGUUUCGCUAUACUCAUCCGGUUUGCAGCGGCUAGCGCACCUGCUACUGGAGCCGGACCCAGGGCGCCGCGUACACAUCCAGGACGCUAAGCGGAUCCUGCAGGCUCUGCUGUGGGGGCCGCGGCGGGAGCUACUGGAGCAGCCGUGGGUACGUGGAAGAGCCGCGCCGCCACGCCACGACGGGUUAAUGAACUGGCUGGACGUGAAGCGCGCGCUGCUAAUGAUGAAGUUCGCGGAGCGCUCGCUGGAGCCGGAGAGGAACGCGGAGCUGGAGGACUGGCUGUGCUGUCAGUACUUCUCCACCGCUAACCCUAAAGCGCUGUGUCAGAGCGCGGAGCUGCUGUACAACCUCCCCUUCACACACUGAAGACCAUCCCGCUAACACACGCUCACACACGGCGGUCCGGUGUGCAUGAGAUCUGUCGUGUUUGUGUGUUUGUAAAACACUGUGUUCUUCACUGGACAGAUCGCUGACUGAACGCUUGUGCGUUAACAUUCCAGUCUUUCAUUGCACAGAUGCUCUACAGAAGAGAACACUUAGUUAGAUUUUGUAUUGAGACAUUUUUUUCAUGAAAAUUAAAAAGCAAAUGUAAAAUAUAUAUAUGUGGAUGAGAGUGUGUGUGUGUGUGUGUGU